AUGGAGUUAUUCAGCAUGGUGUGGAGAGAGUUCAGAGCGAUUUUCAGACAACAAGAGCAGAUGAGAACGUUUCCUGCGUACGAUGGCACGGAGGUCAAGCAGAGCCAGUGGGGGAGGAAGACUGCGGGUUUGGCUCUGAAGAAGGAGGCCAGCUGGCCCCCCUUCAUUCAGGUGAAACCUAGACGGGAUCCGUGGCAGCAGAAGCUUGUCACAAAGCUGCAGGAAAAGAAAUGUGUUGAUGAGCUGCUGAAGAUGCACAGCAGGUUUCUUCAGGUCCCUGAUCUGCUCCACGUGGCCUCGGCUAUAAAACGACAUGCUGCUCAUGUUGCCGACUCGCAGUCUGCACCGAACUCCUCGGUGUCACGCGGCAGUAAGACAAACCGACAGAAGAUCUCCGAGAUCUGGACGAGCAUUUACGGCGCUGCCACUCUCACUCAGGCAUGUAUCAUCCAGUUUUCUGCUUAG
This is a messenger RNA of Chelmon rostratus (copperband butterflyfish), 465 nucleotides long. RefSeq lists its product as uncharacterized. The record is from RefSeq and is a predicted model, not a curated record. The transcript has 4 exons. Lineage: Eukaryota; Metazoa; Chordata; Actinopteri; Chaetodontiformes; Chaetodontidae. The coding region runs from base 1 to 465 and encodes 154 amino acids.